Ostreococcus lucimarinus CCE9901 is the source of this 2808-nucleotide messenger RNA. RefSeq lists its product with no specific name. The transcript has a single exon. The record is from RefSeq and is a predicted model, not a curated record. Gene Ontology annotation, molecular function: protein binding. Lineage: Eukaryota; Viridiplantae; Chlorophyta; Mamiellophyceae; Mamiellales; Bathycoccaceae. The coding region runs from base 1 to 2808 and encodes 935 amino acids.
AUGGGGGACGUCGCGCGAGGCGCGUUGACCGAGUUGGAUUUGGAAAAGUACGCGCGCUUGACGACACUGCGCGUGGUGAAGUGCGGUGAUGUGGUGUCGUUGAUCGGAUUGGGGGCGUGCGAGAGUCUGCGGAACGUGACGGUGGCGGAGUGCGGCCUGAGGUCUUUGGAAGGCGCGAGCGAGUGUCGCGGGUUGGAGGCGUUGUACGCGUACGGGAACGCGAUUGAUUCGCUCGAUGGGCUCGCGGAUGGACGGCUUGAGCGGCUGCACACGCUUUGGUUGAACGAUAAUCGUUUAAUGUCGCUCGAUGGGAUCGAGACGUUGAUGGCGCUGCGGGAUCUGAACGUCGCGCGCAACCGACUCGAAAGCGUUCCGGACGCCGAUGCGUUGCGCGAGCUGAAUCACCUCAACAUCGCUGGUAAUCCCAUCAAGUCGCUCGCGUACGUUGGGGUGACUCGUUUCAUACAUUCGAUCACGUUUAAGGACGACGUACACGGCGCGUGUGACUUUUGUCGAGGGCGAUGGUAUCGCUCGUACAUCUUGCGAGCCGUGUCCAAUUUGCGCGUGCUGGACGGAGUCGAUAUAUCGGAAGACGAGCGAGCGAGAGCGAGCGAUGAACACGCAGAAAGAGAGUUAUGGUAUCAUAUGCGAUGCGCGAGGAUUCGCAAAUCGUUUGAUGACGCGCGUGAUGUCGCUCUGGAACAUUUGCGUAUACUCACGGCUUCCGUCGAACGCGAUUUGUUGCGCGCCAGAGCCGAAGGAAGAUGGCUUGAUGUUGAGCGCGAUCUUUCCGACAUAAGUCACUUCGAAAUCUCUUUCACGAAAAUCGAGCGUCGAGCACGCGAGGCGUCGCUCGUGCUGAUCGCGCGCGUUUUUCAAGAUGCGGAAAUUGUCGCAGAGACGGCGCGCGAAGAACGAUUCGCAUUCGCGAAAGCCGAAUCAGCUGCACAGAGCGUAGACGACGUCUUCAUCGAGAUCUUCGGUAAAUUCGGACGUGUUCGUAAAAAACGUGCGCCUCAAAAACGUAAAAGCGCGUGGAUUUUGACGCGAAGGAUAAGCGACAUUGUGAUCGCAUCGAACAUGACUGAGAUCAAUCUGCACUCCGCUGAGCUCCGCGGCAUUCCACAGGAAAUCGGCGAGUGUGUAAACCUACAAACAUUGAUUCUGAGCGAUAAUGCAAUCAAACGGCUUCAAGGUCUCCCUCAAAUGAACAGUCUAAAAUGGUUGGAUCUCGGGAACAAUCACUUGUGGAAUUCGGAGGAUUUGAACGUCUUGACGACGCGUGCGCGAAACGUCACCUCGUUGAUUCUUCGAGGUAAUCGCAAGUGGUUGGCAAAGAGUAAAUUCUACGCCCCAAUUCUGGUCAAACGCUCGCCAACCUUGACACACUUGGACGGCAUCGAAGUCACAUCUCGUAUGCGAGCGCAUUAUCGCGUCGUUGGAUGCAGACUGAACGCACGCGCAGUGAGACGUCGUGGUAAACUGUACCGUGACGCCGCGCAGUCCGCGUCGGAAAUCGUCGAAUUCAGCUUGGAAGAUGAAUCUCUCAGGAAAGUAGAACUGUGCGGAGAAUUCAACACGCUCAUCGUCGCAUACCUCAUGAAUAACUGCCUUAAAUCGAUCAAAAGUUUCGGCGUCACCUGCCGCCACCUGAGGCACUUAUCCGUGGAGGGAAAUGCGAUGAUACGUUUGGACGGUUUGAGUUUGCUGAAGGAAUUGAAAUUCCUCAACGUGCGCAACUGCAUGAUCAAAAUUCUUUCCCCAUCCUGGUUCAAGCCAUUGAUAAAGUUACUCUUCAUCAACGUCGAGCGAAACGAACUCCAAUCGCUCAGUGGACUUGAACAGUGUCGCUCAAUUCGCGAAAUAUACGCGUCGCACAACAUGUUGGCGGAAACGAGUAGCGUCGUCGCGCUCGCCGCACUUCCCAACCUCAGGUUACUCACGUUGUACGGGAACGUCAUGUGUGAUUUGAAAACGUACCCGCACUACGUGAUAUUCAAAUUCAAUCAAUUGUCCAUAUUGGAUACCGAUUAUAUCAGCGAGGCAGCGCGAGCGGAUGCGACAAAAAUUUACUCUGGUCGUCUCACGGAGGACAUGAUUGUUUCCGGUGAACACGCCGCGGGAGGAGAUGAAAUCUCAUUGGUCGCACUCGGAUUGUUUCAUCUUGAUCAUAAUGUCGUGAACGCGCGCUUCCAAGGAAUCAAACGCAUGAAUUUGGAAAACAAUAAUCUCAGCGAUGUUUCCGCGCUGGCUAGUUUGCCACGACUCACGCGGCUCGAAUUGCGCAACAAUAGGGUUAAUGCCAAGUUCGGUCGCGCCAGUUCUUUCAGCAAACUCAAAUAUCUUGAUUUGAGCGGGAACUACAUAUCAUCGCUCAGCGUGCUCGCGCUCGGUUCGUGCUCAAGUCUUCAAACGCUUCUUUUAAGCGACAACUUUCUCACCAGGCUCGACGGCAUAAAUCAGCUCAAGUCUUUGCGAGUACUCAAGGUUGACAAAAACAAAUUAAGUAGGAUCGACUCAAGCACAUUCGAUGGCUGUGAAAGUUUGCGGGUUUUAUGCAUGCGUAAGAACGCAUUUCGAACUCUGAAACACGUAACAAAGCUUGCCUACGUGCGCGAGUUACAUCUUGACGAAAAUCGAGUGGACGACUUGGAGGAGAUUAGUUGGUUGGCGUAUCUGACGCGCCUACGGAUUUUGUCCCUCGCGCGUAACAAAGUUUCAAGCGAAUAUCAGAGAUAUGUCGAGUUCGUGACGACGUGCUGCAGAAGUCUGGAGCAACUCGAUGGGGAAAAGCUAGUAUAUAAAUAA